This is a messenger RNA of Chanos chanos (milkfish), 1587 nucleotides long. It is a transcript of the gene spg21, whose product is annotated as SPG21 abhydrolase domain containing, maspardin. The coding region runs from base 80 to 1015 and encodes 311 amino acids. Gene Ontology annotation, cellular component: trans-Golgi network transport vesicle; cytosol. The record is from RefSeq and is a predicted model, not a curated record. NCBI's taxonomy places the organism in Eukaryota, Metazoa, Chordata, Actinopteri, Gonorynchiformes, Chanidae. Gene Ontology annotation, molecular function: CD4 receptor binding. The transcript is spliced from 9 exons.
GGAGAGAGGACUGCUACGAUGUUGCCAAUCUGCGGAUAAAAGUAUUCGGAAAGGUGACUAAUAUAUAUGUGAACACGAAAUGGAGGAGAUAAGAGUAUCCCCAGAUUACAACUGGUUCCGAAGCACAGUACCACUAAAACGAAUCAUUGUGGAUGAUGAUGACAGUAAGGUUUGGUCAUUGUAUGAUGCAGGGCCAAAAAGCAUCAGGUGCCCAAUCAUUUUCCUUCCUCCAGUCAGUGGCACCGCAGAGGUUUUCUUCCAGCAGAUCUUGGCCCUCACAGGUUGGGGUUACCGCGUCAUCUCACUCCAGUAUCCAGUUUAUUGGGACCUGUUGGAAUUUUGUGAUGGAUUUAGGAAGCUUCUAGACCACUUACAGUUGGACAAGGUGCACAUAUUUGGUGCUUCCCUGGGAGGGUUCUUGGCUCAGAAGUUUGCCGAAGUGACACAUAAAUCUCCAAGGGUGCAUUCUCUGAUCUUGUGCAAUUCUUUUAGUGAUACAUCUAUUUUUAACCAAACUUGGACAGCAAACAGUUUUUGGUUGAUGCCCGCUUUUAUGCUAAAGAAGAUUGUUCUGGGUAACUUUGCCAAAGGACCUGUUGACCCAAAAAUGGCAGACGCCAUUGAUUUCAUGGUUGAUCGGCUGGAAACCCUGAACCAGAGCGAGCUGGCCUCUCGUCUCACACUGAACUGCCAGAACUCCUAUGUUGAACCUCACAAGAUAAAGGAUGUUGCAGUUACCAUUAUGGAUGUGUUUGAUCAGAGUGCCCUUUCACAAGAGGCAAAGGAGGAAAUGUAUAAACUGUAUCCCAACGCUAGACGAGCUCACCUCAAAACAGGUGGAAACUUCCCCUACCUCUGCAGAAGCGCAGAAGUUAACCUUUACAUUCAAAUACAUUUGCGUCAAUUCCAUGGGACAAGAUACGCUGCCAUUAACCCUGCUAUGGUCAGCGCAGAGGAGUUAGAAGUUCAGAAAGCCAACCUGAGUGACAACAGAGAGAGUGAUGAAGAUUCCUAAGAAAGCUAAAGCUCUUUGUUUGUCUCAGUGGAUGUAGACCACUUUGAGCCAACAAAUACUCCAAACAUUUUCAUGAGUAUCCAGUCACUACUGUUGUUUAACAUACUUUAUGUGUACUAUACGUUUCAAAGAGACCACCUCCAGGUCUUUUUUUCUAUACUGUAUUAAAUCGAUACACAAGCAGACUAAAAGAGUCUAUUUUUACCUUUCAGAAAAUAAACAAUAUUUUGAUAAGUGUUAUUUCUGUAAAUACUCUUAACUUCUAACUGGAAGUAAUUAUGGUCAAAGCUAAUUAUGGAUGCCAUAUUUUGAACUGGUUGCCUUAUGUGAUAUAAAUUCUUUGCAUUUAUUAGUUUUUUUGCACUUUGUACCUUCUGAUAUUUCUUUCUUGACAAUGUUUUUUUUGUUUGUUUUAAAAUCUGCCCACUGGCAGUACUUUGUUCAUCUUCCUUCAUGCACUGAUUAAAUCUGUUAAACUUUCUAGAGAAAAUACGGUAUAUAAUGAAAAAAGUAACAUUCAUUGUUUUUGAAAUGCUUGAAUAUCUGCCCUGAAUUUCAUUCAUUAUGCUGAA